AUGGAAAACGCCGAAUCUACUCUGGAAACAAAACUUAAGCAACUUAAAAGGACAGAGGAUAAAACUGAUGGCAUACUUACUAGCGGAAAGCAAUCUACUAUAUCUAGACAAUUGACGAACUUAAAAGAACUUCUCACAGAAGUAGAGAACGCACGAAGAACGGUUGAAGGAGAGAAGAUAGCUGCGGAAGUUAGCGAUGACGAAAUCAGCACGUGGAAUGAUGAAAUUAACGCAAGAAUAGAAGAAGCGGAUGGUCGGAUAGAAACCCUCGAAGAAUGGUUGAUGAAACGGAAAACUGAAGCAGAAAACCAAGAGCGAGAAGAAAAGAUGCAGUUUGAAAUUAAGCUUCAAGAGACAAAGCUAAAAUUGCAAGAGAAUUUUCAGCUCAAAACAGGAAACCAAACCCUUUCCGCGGAAACGCCUGUCAGUCAAGCAAAACUACCCAAGCUGGUUAUUACCAAGUUUAACGGAACAUAUGCCGACUGGCCAAGAUUCUGGGGGCAAUAUUCCGAAUCCAUCGACAAAACAGACGUGCCGCCUGUUACUAAAUUCACGUACCUGCGUGAAUUACUGGACGUCAAAGUUAGGAGAACAAUCGAAGCGUUGCCACAUUCAACUGAAGGAUACAAUCGAGCCUUAUCAAUCCUUAAAGACCGAUUCGGAAAGCAUAGCGAAAUAGUAAAGGCCUACGUAAAGGAAAUUCUUGAGCUGCCUCACACACCCACCGGAAACCUCAAAAGAAUUCACGAAUUCUACGACAAACUUUCCUAUAACGUGCAGUCCCUCGACUCACUCAAAUCACUUCAUGAAGUGAAUGGGAUGGUUUCGUUGACGCUCGAAAAACUGUCGGCAAUCAGAGGGGACCUUGUACGAAACGAUCCAGAUUGGGAGACCUGGGAUUUCGUGAAGUUCACCGAAGCGCUCCGCCAAUGGACACGUCGAAACCCGAUUGAUAACUUCAGAUUAGAAGAUCCGUUGCCACCCAGGAGACGAGACCGCACGUUCCAAACUCAGCAGAAAAGGACACGCAAGUGUGUGUACUGUCAAGCAGAAAACCACAAGCCAUCAGAAUGUGGUAAAAUCACAUCACCGACAGAACGCAAAGAAUUUCUGGCAAUCAAGAGACUUUGUUUCAAUUGCACAGGACCUCACAAAUCGUCGGAAUGCAAAAGUACCGCGACAUGUCAAAAUUGCGGUAAACGACAUCAUACAUCAAUCUGCAGCUCACCAAAGGAAGUGAAAAGCGAAGGAGUUUUGACAGCUCAUCACCCAGAACACAACGAAGUCGUCUAUCCUAUCAUUCUUGUGGAGAUUGACGGAAUAAAAACACAUGCUUUGCUUGACACUGGUGCCGGAAGUUCGUACGCUUCGACUAAACUUAUCAGUCUUCUCAACAAAGGGCCUAAAGAAACAGUGACCAAAAGAAUAGAUAUGAUGCUUGGCUCUUCAACCACAAACGUUGAAAUUUAUCCAGCAACCCUUGCAGCAGUGAACGGAAAAUUUGACAUGAACAUUGAAUUAACGAAAGUCCAUAAGCCUCAACUCCUUACACUCGACAACCCUAAUUACGAAAAUCUGCUAAGUAAAUACAGUCACCUCAAGGGAGUCAAGAUUAAAGAUAACGACACAAGACCUCAAAUUCCAAUUCACGUAGUCUUAGGCGCCAGCGAGUAUGCCACAGUCAAAACAAGUACCGCACAAAGAGUGGGAAAACCUGGGCAGCCUGUGGCCGAGAGAACGCUCCUUGGAUGGACCUUAAUGUCACCGGGAAAAGAAGAUGUUGGUAGUCCUGUGCUCCUAACGCAGUCAGCCUUAACAGAUUAUGAACAACUGUGUGCCCUGGACGUACUUGGCCUCGCAGACACUCAUGAGAACGACCAACAGGCAGUUUACGAAGAAUUCAAAGAACAGCUUGAGAGAAACCCAGCCGGCUGGUACCAAACAAGGUUGCCAUGGAAAGGGACUCACCCUACACUGCCAACAAAUGAAACUGGAAGUAAGAGAAGAUUGGAGCAAUUAGUCCGGAAGUUAGAGCGAAAUGGUCAAUACGAAGAGUACGACUGCAUAAUUCAAGAACAACUUCAACAAGGAAUUGUGGAGCCAGCACCUGACAUUCCAACUGGAAAAGAGUACUAUAUCCCGCAUAAAGGAGUUGUCAGAGAGAACGCUGAAAGUACCAAGCUCCGAAUUGUGUACGACGCGUCAGCAAGAGAGAAAGAUAACCAGCCAUCCUUAAAUGACUGCCUCCACCCAGGGCCUCCACUCCAGAACCGUCUGUGGGACAUCCUCGUGAGAUCGAGAUUCUACCCAAUACUUCUAACGGGUGAUCUUAAGAAGGCAUUUCUGCAAGUUCGAAUAAAGAAGGAAGAACGAGAUUCCUUACGUUUCCACUGGAAACCCCCAAGCAGUUCCAAAACCACCAUCCUUCGUUUCACCCGAGCCCUAUUCGGAAUGACGUGCUCACCAUUCCUCCUCGGUGGAGUUAUCAAUGAGCAUCUCAACACUUGGGAAAGUCAUCAUCCCGAGCUGAUUAAAGAAAUUCGUGAUGGUCUAUAUGUUGACGACCUAAUGACCGGUGGCGAGACCGUCGAGCUCACUGCAGUGAAGAAAGUAAUCACCACAGAAGUGUUUAAAGACGCCACAUUCACCAUUCACAAAUGGCACUCUAACGCCUCAGAACUAGAAACAACCAGUGGCCCAUCAUCUGAAGAGUUGUCCUAUGCUAAACAGCAACUUGGAGGAACAAAACCCUCAGAAGGCAAACUAUUAGGCCUUCCCUGGAAUAGAGAAGAAGACACGAUUAGCGUCAUCAUCCAGAGCGACCAGACCGAAACGACCAAGAGAGGAGUGCUGUCUCACCUAGCCAAAAUCUAUGACCCUCUGGGACUAGUGUCACCGGUAACACUUAUUGGCAAACAGCUCUACCGCGACAUUUGUGACAGCAAAGUACCUUGGGAUACUCAACUUCCAGGACCGUUGCUGAAACGCUGGAAGGACUGGAACAAGACACUAACCGAGAAUUUCACAGCCCAGCGAGCACUUGCUCCCUUCCACCAACCGAUUUUGAGCGUCACAUUACACGCAUUUGGUGAUGCUAGUACAAAGGGCGUCAGUGCUGCAGUCUACGCUGUGGUCCAUCAAGAUCAAGGCGUCACUCAGCAACUAAUUUGCGCAAAGUCAAGACUCGCAAAGAAGUCCCUAACGAUACCAAGACUCGAGCUUGUUGCAGGUCAUAUGGCCGUUAACUUGGUAGCCAACGUACAAGCAGCCUUAAGUGUCCAACCAUACAGCACCCAUUGCUGGCUUGACUCAACCGUGGCACUCUACUGGAUCAAAGGACAAGGGGAGUAUCGGCAAUUCGUAUCAAACCGAGUGAACAAGAUCCAACAACACGGGUACGUCAGUUGGCAUCACGUCCCAACCGAAGACAAUCCAGCAGACCUGGGGAGUCGAGGAGGGAAUGUGGUCAACAACAACCUCUGGAAUCAUGGUCCAACCUGGCUUAGCGAUACUGCAAAAUGGCCACCUGACAUAAUACUCGAACCUACGCCCGAAACCAUGACUGAAGCCAAAGUGAAACGAGAAGUUCUCUCUGUUGCCGUUCCCAAACAAGAUGCUCUACACCACGUACUUAUUAACCACUCAUUACCAAGAGGUCUACGAAUUGGAGCUUGGGUCUGGCGAUUUGUUCAUAACUGCAGAGGAAAGCCACUGAAAAGAAGGAGUGGUCCAAUCAACACUGAAGAGAUUCAACAACAAGAGCUUUUUUGGAUCAAACAAGCCCAACAAUCGGCGCUCCAGCUAGCCAAUUUUGAAGAAGACAGACUGCAGUUAAACCUUCAGUACAACGAUCAGAAGGUCUUAGAAUGCCGAGGACGUAUCAUGGGAGAAUAUCCGAUCUAUCUUCCAGAUGAGCAUCCCUUCACUGCGAAGUUGGUCUUUAAUGCCCACCUUUCCACCCUGCAUGGAGGGGUUGGGCUCACCAUGGCAAAGAUACGCGAGAAAUACUGGAUACCCCGCCUACGACGCCUAGUAAAGAAGCUAAGAGGUAGCUGCUACGGGUGCAAAAGAUUCCGAGCCAGAACCUACCAAGCACCACCGCCAGGGAAUCUACCCCGAACCAGAACAGAAGGUUCAAGGCCCUUUCAAGUGAUAGGAGUUGACUUCGCAGGACCAAUACGCUACACGUCUAGAGCCAAAACCGAAAGCAAGGCCUAUUUGGUGUUGUAUGCUUGCAGAGCAGUUCACCUUGACCUGUCAAAAUCCCUGGAAACGUCAGAGUUCAUAGCGAGCCUCAAGCGGUUCAUAGCCCGAAGAGGGAGACCGGAAAUGAUCUAUUCCGACAAUGGAUCCACUUUCAAGGCCGCCGAGAAAUGGUUACUACAGGUGCAAAAAGAGGAAAGGUUCCAUGAGAUCCUAGCUGACCUGGCAAUUAAGUGGCGUUUCAACCUGAGUCGCGCCCCAUGGUGGGGAGGUCAAUUCGAACGCCUUAUUGGCCUAUUCAAAGGUGCCUUCUACAAAACCAUUGGCAAUGGGACUCUCCGCUGGCCUGAAUUGGAAGAAGUAGUACUUGACGUCGAAGUAGCGCUCAACAACCGCCCCUUGAGCUACCUCGAAGACGACAUCCAGCUUCCAGUGCUGACGCCCAACUCCAUGCUGAGCAUCAACCCAAAUUACCUCCCAGAACUACAAGCACACCAUGCACCAGAAGACGAUCUGAGGAAAAGGGCUAAAUUUCUAUUGAAGUGCAAGGAUGUUAUGUGGAAAAGAUGGACAGCAGAAUACAUGAGAAGUCUACGAGAGAGCCACCGUAGAGCAGGAGGGAAGCAAACGCCCCAUCACAACAUCGGAGAUGUCGUCAUCAUUCGAGGUGACAGCAAAAACUGUAACCAAUGGAAACUGGCAAUUGUCAUCGACCUCAUUCGAGGAAAGGAUAGCAUUGUUAGAGCAGCUAAGUUGAAAGUAGGCAAAGACCACCUCGAGCGUGCAUCCCAACACCUUUACCCUUUGGAGUUAGCAUGCACCCAAUGGCCAUCGAGUUCAACGCUCAACCCAUCUGCCCCCGAGUUCCAGGCAAAGCCUCGAAGGGAUGCUGCUGCUGCCGCAGCAGUUCGCGUUCAACAGAUCGCCGAACAAUCAGAACACUGA
This is a messenger RNA of Pocillopora verrucosa, 5148 nucleotides long. NCBI's taxonomy places the organism in Eukaryota, Metazoa, Cnidaria, Anthozoa, Scleractinia, Pocilloporidae. The record is from RefSeq and is a predicted model, not a curated record.